AUGUUCUCCGUUGCUGCCUUCGUUUCUCUCCUUGCCCUUGCUGGCUCUUCGUUCGCUCAGGAGGGCGGCUCUUCAUCGUCUGUGGCCCAGCUUGUUGCCAACCUCCGCGAGGCACCCACCGAGGUCGACCGUUUCGCUCUCAUUGAGGAUGAUCAGUUCCUCUUCGACUUCGUGAACCCCAAUGGCACGGUUGGUGUUACCAACGGAGCCGGUGGCCGCACCGUCGCCGCUACCUCGGCCAACUUCCCCGCCGUUGUUGGCAACGGUGUCUCCAUGACCAUCGGUUUCCUCGGUCCCUGCGGCAUGAACUCGCCCCACACCCACCCCCGCGCUACCGAGAUCAACUUCUCCAUCAACACCACGCUUCGCGGCGGUGUGUUGGUUGAGAACGGUGCGCGCUUCGCCGAGAUCGACAUCCGCCCCGGUACCGCGACGGUCUUCCCGCAGGGUGCCAUCCACUUCGAGAUGAACCCGAGCUGUGAAGAGGCCAUGUUCGUCGCCGGCUUCAACGGCGAGGACCCUGGUGUCCAGCAGGUCGCUCAACGCUUCUUCGGUCUUCCUCCGGACAUCGUUGGCGCCGCCCUCGGUGGUCUCGGCGUCCAGGAGGUUGCCGAUCUCGAGCAGUACAUCCCCGACAACGUCAUUCUCGGUGUCGAUGAGUGCCUGAAGCGCUGCGGCAUCGAGCGCACUGCCCAGACCAACGCCCAGCGCCAGCCGCGCGUGUCCGCCAACGCGUUCCCCUCGUCCGUUGUGCCAUCGAACGUCUACAGCCUCGCCGGUGUCGCAUCAGCAACCGCCGCUCCCGAGAGGUCUGCUGCUGCUUCGACCGCAUCGGCACCCCGUGCUUCCGGCUCCGCUCGCUCGGGCUGGCGCGGGGAGGGCAACACCACCAAGAACAGCAACGACCGCCGCUUCGCCCUCAUUGAGGAGCGUGCCCCGGAGUUCACCCAGAUCUCGCUCCGGUAA
Messenger RNA from Peniophora sp. CBMAI 1063, 966 nucleotides. NCBI's taxonomy places the organism in Eukaryota, Fungi, Basidiomycota, Agaricomycetes, Russulales, Peniophoraceae. The record is from the annotation of a GenBank genome assembly.